GGGAAUAGCAGCUCAGUAAAAUAAUAUUAGUACAUUUUUUUUACUUGUUUCCUAUUUCAAUUUAAAACACAUUCUGCAAUGGGGAAUAAGCACGAUCCCUUCCAAAUUAACAAUUUUUAAUUUCUCCUAUUGGUAUCCACAAGAUUUAACAAUUGCUUCCUUUCUUGCUUUCCACCCUCCAUUUUGUUCUUAGAUAAGGAACAUGAGAGUACAACAUGCUGCUGGAUUCCACCCGAGAAGCACCUUGUCAGAACCACGAAGGGAAUAUAAACAGAUCCUUGAAUGCCAGAAGUCUAAAGUCCUUUUCAACUACAGUGGAAAAUAUACCUCCAUCCGUUUACCAAAGAAUGAAGCUACACUUUGCAGAAAUUUUUUCAAAGGCCUUCUGAACCUGUUAAUUGUCACACCACCACGGAACCAUAGAGAAUAUGAAGUACUGGAGGAUGGACUUGAAGGCGAGUGCAACACCAGGUAUGUUCUCUACGAGGAGAAGAAGAACAGCAACAUCUAUUUGUUUAACAAAUUCAGGGACUUGAACAACUGCAAACAAAAAAUUAUGCUGACUGUUGGAAUCCCCUACCUCCAGCUCUUCCAGCAACCCAAUUGCUUCCAAAGAGAGAAAUUUGUUCAAGGUGCAUCUGCCUUACUCAUCAAAGUGAAGCGUGACAGUAAAGGUGACCUGAUCACUGAAGUCAAGUCUGAACAAGUAUUGGACUUCCCUCUAGGCGGAGUGGAUGCUACUGGAUAUAUGAAAGCUGAGUAA
Molecule: messenger RNA, 763 nt
Organism: Pantherophis guttatus
Lineage: Eukaryota; Metazoa; Chordata; Lepidosauria; Squamata; Colubridae
Product: vitellogenin-2-like
Biological process (GO): lipid transport; cellular response to estrogen stimulus; response to estradiol
Molecular function (GO): lipid carrier activity
Source: RefSeq, a predicted model, not a curated record